AUGUCUACUCUCUUAUCCAGGUGGGACACACAAGCGGAUUUCACAACAACACAUCCACUACCUGGUGUCAAAGUAAAGCUGUAUACAGAAUCAGCAUCUAUGCUUUCCCUAGAUGAUAAGGAACUAGGCAAGGUUCUACAUCCCACAGCCAUGUCAUCCAAGGUACCUGAAUGGUACAAGAUGCAAGUUCCAAAAAAUACACCUGAAAAUAAUCUUAGAAUUAAGAUUGCUGUCAGAAUGGAUAAACCACAAAACUUAAAACAUUGUGGGGAAGAGUUGCUGGAAAAGUGGAAGAAACGGUAUUUUUGUUUAGUACAAGUGUCCCAGUACACAUUUGCCAUGUGUAGCUACAGAGAGAAGAAAAGCGAACCCACCGAGAUGAUGCAGCUGGAUGGGUAUACAGUGGACUACAUUGAGGCAGUGUCAGCUCAGCUUAUGGUUGGAAUGGAUCUAGAAGGUGGUAGAUUUUUCUUCAAUGCUGUAAGAGAAGGAGAAUCAAUACUUUAUGCAACAGAAGAUGAAAAUGAGUCUCAUCAGUGGGUGACGGCACUAUACCGGGCCACAGGACAGGCCCACAAGCCCACCCCUCCUGUUAUGCCUCAGGGGAAAAAUUCUACUUUAUCAAAAAUUCAAGGAGAUGCUGACAAGGCCAAGAAACAUGGAAUGGAUGAAUAUAUUGGUGCAGAUCCCAUCAGAUUUGAUCACCACAACCUUUUUAGAAUUCUACAAGGGCAAACAGUAGAAUAUCGUCUUGUUGAUCCAUAUUGUUCUUUAGGAUGGUUCAGUCCUGGCCAGAUUUUUGUGUUAGAUGAAUACAAGGCUCGAUAUGGUGUGAGGGGAUGCUACCGACACUUGUGUUAUCUGGAGGAUCUCCUAGAUCGUGCUGAGAAGGGCCAGAUGAUUGACCCAACCCUAAUUCACUACUCCUUUGCCUUCUGUGCCUCCCAUGUACAUGGGAAUAGACCUGAUGGUGUGGGGACUGUCCUGGCAGAAGAGAAGGAGUGCUUCCAACACAUCAAGGAGAGACUAAGAGUCUUACUUGAACACCAAAUUACAAAUUUUAUGUAUUGUUUCCCAUUUGGUCGACCAGAAGGUGCCCUUAAAGCCACAUUAUCUUUACUUGAACGGGUGUUGAUGAAGGAUAUAGUUACUCCAGUUCCACCUGAAGAAGUGAGAGGCAUGAUUAAGAAGUGCCUAGAAAAUGCUGCUCUCCUCAACUACACUCGUCUCUCAGCAGAAACCAGAAUUGAGGGUUUGUUACUCUUGAUCACUAUAGUAGUAUGAAUAUAGACUUUAGUUUUCCUUUUCCUAUAAUGAACAUUCACAUA
This is a messenger RNA of Scylla paramamosain (green mud crab), 1328 nucleotides long. Its product is annotated as calcium-dependent secretion activator-like. Lineage: Eukaryota; Metazoa; Arthropoda; Malacostraca; Decapoda; Portunidae. The coding region runs from base 1 to 1284 and encodes 427 amino acids. Gene Ontology annotation, biological process: synaptic vesicle exocytosis; dense core granule exocytosis. The transcript has 11 exons. The record is from RefSeq and is a predicted model, not a curated record.